CGCCCUCAAAGCACCCUCUGGUGCACUGGGCCGUCGUUAGACGCUGUCCAACCGUCCGUCCUCGGCCGGCGCCCUCCCCCCCCCCCCGCCAGUCCGUCUCCGACCCCGUCGGCCGUCACCCCGCCGACGCUCCUGGCGACGCCGCUGGCGAGACACGGAUAUAAGGCGCCGAGCCGAUGCGCACACGGCUGAGGGUCAGUCGAGGCUGCGAUGGGACCAGCGCAGCUCUCCGGACCGGCCCAGGAACAUCAACAGCCGAAACCAGCAGACAACAGCCGACGCCAGCCGUCAAACAGCACCGACCGGACAUCAUGAAAAUGCAGCACACGUGCUCGACCGCUGGGCGGGACUGGACGCCGACAUUGGUGUCCAGUGUGGCCGUUGCACUGGCCUGUCUCGUCAGCUGCGGGUACAGCAUUGUCGUCCUGAACGCCCCUCAGCAGGUUCUGAUGAAGAUGGCCAACGCGUCGGUGUCGGAGGACUUCGGCGUCGUGCUGGACGCCAGCUCUCUGGACCUCCUCUGGGGGGCUGUGGUGACCGUGGUUUUCGCCGGCGCCACGGUCGGCGCCAUGGUCGGUGGCUCCGUCGCAGAUCGUAUCGGACGCAAGCUGUCGAUCGUGGUUAUUGAAAUAGUGCUUGCCACCUCGGGCAUUCUGCUGUUCAUCGGGUACGAAAAGAAGCACGUCCACUGGUUCUUCCUGGGAAGAAUCAUCGGGGGUUUCGCAACAGGUCUGACGUCAUCUGUCUGUCCGCUGUACGUGCAUGAGGUGGCGCCUCCGCGGCUGCGCAGUGUGCUCGGCAUCGUGACCAACCUGGGCUUCUGCAUGGGCUUCCUGCUGGCGCAGGUUCUGGGACUGCCCGAAGUGCUCGGCCGCCCGGACACGGUGCAGUACCUGCUGGUGGCGUUUCUGAUCCCCACACUCGGCGCCGCCGCACUCCUGCCCUUCUGCCCCGAGAGCCCCAAGUACCUGCUCGUCAACAAAGGAAGCGAGCCGGACGCGCUCUCAGCGCUGAGCCGUCUGCGCGGGCUGCCGCCUCAUGCGCUGUCCUCCGAGCUGAGCGACCACCAGGCCGAGGCCAAGCUGACGGCAGAGACGCCGCGCUGGACGCUGCGGGCACUGCUGGCCGACGCCGUGUGCCGGCGCCGGCUCCUGGCGCUGCUGGUCAUCUGCGUCGGCCAGCCCUCAUCCGGCAUCACGGCCGUGUUCUUCUUUUCCACGGCCAUUUUCCAGCGGGCCGGCCUGAGCCAGUCGCAGGCGGCGCUCGCCGCGGUGGGCUACGGCGUGGCGAAUGUGGCGCUGACGCUGCUGCUCGGCCUGGGCGUGGCGCGCGUGCCGCUGAAGCGUCUGCUGACGGCCAGCUGCCUCGGCUCCGCCGUCUGCCUGGCCGCCUUCGCUGGAGCGCUCCGCCUUAUGGAGUGGUACAACUGGGCGGCCGCCUGUGCCGUCAUCUUCCUCAUCGCGUUCGUCAUGUCGUUCGCCUCCGGAUUUGGCACCAUUCCUUGGAUGCUCGGCACCGAGCUGUUCGAGCAGGGUCCGCGGGCGCUAGCCGUCUCCGCCGGCUCAGCUGCGAUCUGGGUGUCCAACUGUUUCAUCGGCCUCCUGUUUCCCGUCAUCUACGCUCAAACUGGUGUUGCCUGCUUCAUUUUCUUCUUGGCUUGGUGCCUCCUGUCGGCGUACGUGGCACACUUUCACCUGCCAAUGUCGCCACCAGAGUGCAGCCCAGCAAAGGACAUAGAAACCGUCCCCGUGUGAACAUUGCUUUCAAAGGUGGCAUGAUGCGACGCAUUUGGCUUAUAGUAAAUGUGCGUGCAUGCUCUUUGUGUGAUGAUAUGCUUUUCAGAUCAGUAACACGUUCCUCCACCUUCACAAAGACUUGUUGUGAUGCCUCCUUGUCACUCGGAUCUGAACCACGCGACACCCGUGCCGCCGCCGUAACACCUACACCGGGUGUACCUGGGCCGCUCCGGAUGUCCCCGGGGCGACCAUAGGAGGCGGCCGCCAUCCGGCGACUCUGGUGACGGCCAUCGCCAGACGCUGCCCGCUUCUUGUACACACGGCAGCACCGCACCGUCUAGCACCGGUGUGGGAGCUGCAGGGUUGGAGCUCCUGGGCCUUGGUCCUCAGCUUCUCAUCGUUCAAGCUAUCACUAUGUGUCGGAGGCUUCUUAUUGAUCGGUUGCGGUGAUAUGGGUGAUCAAUAAAGAAUGACCAAAAAACUA
Amphibalanus amphitrite is the source of this 2220-nucleotide messenger RNA. Its product is annotated as solute carrier family 2, facilitated glucose transporter member 1-like. Gene Ontology annotation, biological process: monosaccharide transmembrane transport. The coding region runs from base 177 to 1754 and encodes 525 amino acids. The record is from RefSeq and is a predicted model, not a curated record. Gene Ontology annotation, molecular function: hexose transmembrane transporter activity. The transcript has 10 exons. Gene Ontology annotation, cellular component: membrane. NCBI's taxonomy places the organism in Eukaryota, Metazoa, Arthropoda, Thecostraca, Balanomorpha, Balanidae.